AUGGGUGACAAUAUUCUGGACGAGAUGUCUCUCUCGGACGACGAGAUGCUAGACAGUUUAGCGGACGAUAUGCUGAUGGAAAUAGCACAGGAGAAAGAGCAUGAACCAUUGGAGGUUUCAACCUCUACAUGGUCUCAAAGUGCCGUGUCAACUCCUAGUAAUGUGGCUCCUUCAGUCAAUAUGCCGGAUUUAAGUCAAAUGAUGUCACAAAUGAUGCCAAUGAUGUCGAGAAUGUUUGGUAACAACAAUGCUGGCAGUACAAACUCCUUGCAGCAAGUGCCAGUGUCAUGGCAGGAACUUGUGAAGCGUCAUGUACCCAGCAAUGAGCAAGAAGACUGGCUUACGACUAUUGACAAGGACGCGACCAAGUUACAUGCUGCGAGGAUCUCUAAGACUUUUAUCAAGCCACACAGCCGCUCGUACCGAACAACAGCAUCUCCAAUGCCUAAUGUUUAUAUGGAGGUUGGCACGAUGCUGGCCAAUAUGCUAAAUGAGGCAGUGUGCUCUGCUCAACUGGAGCACAACCGGCAAUGGCAGGAGCUGAAGGACGGCGUGGUGUCUCACCUUGCACAAACUGGGAUGACAAAAGUGUUUGAGAACAAGUUUAAAGAGAUGCUGCGGCAGCACGUUGCUAAUGAUCCCGACUAUUUGGCGGAAAAAGACAGCGAACGGUGCACAGAUCGCAAGCUCCGCUUACUUUGCCUACAUGGUAUGUACCAGGAUGCAGUCACCUUUAUGAGUAAGAUCAAGCACCUGCGCGGAAUCAACUCGGAUACAAACGUGGAAUUUAUCUUCUUGGACGGGCCCAUCAUCACACUGCCACCCAUUUUGGCGCGUCAGAGCAAGCAGCAGACGACUAUAGCUCUCACCAAUCAUAAGCGUUUACACAUUGUCACGAAGAAAACAAAAUUUCGCGCGUGGUGGAGGCCGUUGGGCAACCACCAGGAAGGCUCUAGCAGCUUGGACGAAGACCGGAACAUUCUCAUAAACCUCCUGCGUGAGAAGCUGGAUGAGGUUGGAGACGUGGACGGAGUUGUCGGAUUUUCACAAGGAGCGAGUCUUGCGGCGUGGAUGUGCUCGAAACAGGCUUGCGUUGAACUACAAUGGUCUCCAAAGCUAGCUGUGCUAAUGGGAAGCUAUUUGGGCUCUCCACAGUUUUCAUUGGACUCGGGCGUUGUCCCAGACAUCGCGUCGCUGCACGCGUUUGGCUCAAAUGACUUCGUUAUCCCAGCUACCAAGAGCCAGCAAGUGGUGGACAUAUUUAAGCAGCAGGAGACUCUCAAAAAUCGCGUGCUAACUUCGGUACAUACCCAAGGCCACGUGAUCCCCAAAUGCGACGCAUCAAAGAGUCUGUUCGAGUCAUUUCUUACUUUCGAGAGAAUGAGAUUGCUUGGAAGGUCUGUCCCACACGAUGAUGUGACGUUAUCAGAAGCCCAGAUGUCGUUCCAACGACUCUGCGCUCUGUAA
Peronospora belbahrii is the source of this 1467-nucleotide messenger RNA. The record is from the annotation of a GenBank genome assembly. NCBI's taxonomy places the organism in Eukaryota, Oomycota, Peronosporomycetes, Peronosporales, Peronosporaceae.